Molecule: messenger RNA, 261 nt
Organism: Suillus subalutaceus
Lineage: Eukaryota; Fungi; Basidiomycota; Agaricomycetes; Boletales; Suillaceae
Exons: 2
Biological process (GO): NAD+ biosynthetic process
Source: RefSeq, a predicted model, not a curated record
GAGAUGGUUUUAUGGGAGGUCCCGCUCAUGGCGUAUCUUUGUGAGAUGUAUUUUUGGUAUGCGGAUCAGAAUUGGGAUUAUACUGAUCGAGAAGCCACGCAUAAAGUUACAUCCCUUUUAGAUGUGCGAUGUAUGUUCAGUGAAUUCGGGACGUGGCGCAGGCGGUUGUUUGUCACGCAGGAUUUGGUGGUGAGAGGGAUUGUUGAGGCGAGGAAUGCGCAUGGGUGGAAGGAGGGGUUUUUUGAACUAUUCCAUCAGUGA